Molecule: messenger RNA, 1479 nt
Organism: Ustilago hordei
Lineage: Eukaryota; Fungi; Basidiomycota; Ustilaginomycetes; Ustilaginales; Ustilaginaceae
Product: putative UGA2 - succinate semialdehyde dehydrogenase
Exons: 2
Coding region: 1-1479 (492 amino acids)
Molecular function (GO): succinate-semialdehyde dehydrogenase (NAD+) activity
Source: RefSeq, a predicted model, not a curated record
AUGGACUCCAAACUCAAAGACCUCUCAUUGCUUGAAGUCUCACGCUUCGUCAAAGUGUCUGACAGCGGUGAGGCAUCAGACAAUGAGACGUUCGAUGUCAUGGAUCCUGGCCUCGGGAGGCCGUUGCGCAAAAUGAAGGCGUCCAACCUUGACGACGUCGAUCGAGCGAUUCAAGCAGCCAGCGAGGCCUUUCCAACCUACUCGGCCAUAGCCGCGAGAGAGCGUGCGAUGCUGCUACUCAACUUUGACCGACUCGUCCGUGAUAACCUUGAGGAUCUUGCUUGGAUCUUGGUAUACGAGACCGGCAAGCCAAUUGAAGAAGCUCGAACAGAGGUGCAAUACGCUCUAACCUUUAGCUGGUGGUACGUUGGAGAGACGGAGAGAGUUCAAGGCCAAAUUGUCAAGAGCGCAACGAACCCUUCACUACGCUUCCUCACCGUGCUGCAACCGGUCGGACCCGUGGCUAUCCUGACACCAUGGAACUUUCCUGUUGCACUCUUCAUUCGAAAGGCAGUCAGUGCUCUUGCAGCAGGAUGCACGAUUGUAGCUAAACCUUCACCAGAGACGCCACUGUCGAUGAUCGCUAUCGCUAAUCUGCUGCGUCGCGCUGGCUUCCCCUCCGGAACGGUUAACGUUGUUCUGGCAUCGUACAGCAACACUCCGGCCAUUGGACAAGCGCUAUGCUCAGAUCUACGCAUCAAGAAAGUCAGCUUCACCGGCAGCACUCGCGUUGGCCGACUUCUCAUGCAGCAGUGUGCGCCAAGCUUGAAGAAGAUGACACUUGAGCUGGGUGGCUUGGGUGCCUACCUAAUCUUUGAAGAUGCCGACAUCGACGCGGCAGCAACAGCGCUGGUUGCCAACAAGCUGCGUCAUGCAGGCCAAACAUGUAUCUCGGCACAGAGAGCUUUCGUGCACGAGUCGGUGGUGGAUCGGGUGCUCAAAGCAAUCUCGGAGCAACUGAAUCAAGUCAAGCUCGGACAUGGUUCCGAGAGCUCCACCACACUCGGCCCAUUACAGACCUACCGUAGCCGACAAAAGGCUCUCGAGCACGUAGAGGAUGCCAAAGCUAAAGGUGCCACCGUCUACACAUCGAAGGCCGAGGUACCAAGCUCGGGAUACUUUGUCGCUCCAAUGUUGAUAUCCGGCUGUACAAAGGAGAUGCUGGUAUUCCAGGAAGAGUCAUUCGGUCCGCUCAUUAACGUCGCCAAUUUCCGGUCCGAGCAAGAGGCGAUCGAUCUUGCUAACGAUACUGAUAUGGGAUUGACCUCGUACGUUUUUACAAAAGAUUCGGCCCGUCUGUGGCGCAUGUUCGAGAAGCUCAAGGCCGGUAAUGUAGGACUUAAUGUUGGUGGUAGCACUACCGCGGCUGAGAUUCCGUUUGGUGGUGUCGACCAGUCAGGCUUCGGCAAAGAGGCCGGCAUCGGUGCUGGACUCAAAGAGUACAUGAUCGAGAAGUCGGCGACCAUGUCAAUUGCUUGA